Otolemur garnettii (small-eared galago) is the source of this 114-nucleotide messenger RNA. Its product is annotated as dolichyl-diphosphooligosaccharide--protein glycosyltransferase subunit 4-like. The transcript has a single exon. Gene Ontology annotation, cellular component: oligosaccharyltransferase complex. NCBI's taxonomy places the organism in Eukaryota, Metazoa, Chordata, Mammalia, Primates, Galagidae. The record is from RefSeq and is a predicted model, not a curated record. The coding region runs from base 1 to 114 and encodes 37 amino acids.
AUGAUCACCCACAUGCAGCUCGCCAUCUUUGCCAACAUGCUGGGCAUGUCACUCUUCUUGCUUGUGUUCCUCUGUCACUAUGUGGCCGUCAACAACCUCAAGAAGCAGGAAUGA